Carassius carassius (crucian carp) is the source of this 2352-nucleotide messenger RNA. It is a transcript of the gene ggt1a, whose product is annotated as gamma-glutamyltransferase 1a. Gene Ontology annotation, biological process: glutathione catabolic process; regulation of inflammatory response; regulation of immune system process. Gene Ontology annotation, cellular component: plasma membrane. The record is from RefSeq and is a predicted model, not a curated record. Gene Ontology annotation, molecular function: glutathione gamma-glutamate hydrolase. Lineage: Eukaryota; Metazoa; Chordata; Actinopteri; Cypriniformes; Cyprinidae. The transcript has 15 exons. The coding region runs from base 174 to 2033 and encodes 619 amino acids.
GAGCAGGGCAAAAUCUGCUGAAGUUUCUCUCACUUCUGAACAUUCAUUCAUGGAUUUGCACUUUCUAACGUCUUCACACAAGGACAAGUGUGACAUCAUAUACCUCUGUAAUCCUAUCCACACGUGUCUUGAUACAUCCACUCAUACAAGAAAAAGGAUUCAGUCUCUGGAUUAUGGUUCACCAGACUAAAUCAUAUGUGAGGUCCGAUGAGCUGGGUGACAUUUCAUUGUUGCCCAUUUCUUCUAAAAAUUUACCAAGGGUUUACAGCCACCCUUCUAUUCAUGAACAGCACAUGUUAAAAAGGAAAAUGGUCAAGAAGUCUCUUGUUGCUGGGCUGGUGGUCUUGCUUGUGGUUGCAUUGGGUUUUUUCCUGGGUUUGUAUUUGGGGAUUAGAAAUAAGAGACUCACUGUAUCUUUGGACCACUUCUACUUGAAAGCAGCCGUGGCAGCAGAUGCCGGGAAGUGCUCUGAGGUUGGGAGGGACAUCUUAAAGCGCAAUGGUUCAGCGGUUGAUGCUUCCAUUGCUGCUCUGUUGUGUGUUGGGCUGUUCAACGCACACAGCAUGGGCAUCGGAGGAGGGCUGUUCUUCACCAUAUACAAUUCUUCAACAGGAAAGGUGGAGACAAUUGAUGCCAGAGAAACCGCUCCAAUGAAUGCUUCACAGGACAUGUUUGGCAAUAACACCCAGCUGUCACGGAAAGGAGGGUUGUCCAUUGCCAUACCAGGGGAAAUCCGCGGUUAUGAAAUGGCACACAAAAGACAUGGGAGACUUCCAUGGAAGGACCUGUUUGAGCCCAGUAUAGAAUUGGCACGCAAUGGUUUUCCAAUUGGCAUGGCUUUGGCCAAUGCAAUUGCAAAAAACAAGGACUCAAUUCUGAGUGAUGUGAAGUUGUGUGAAGUGUUUUGUGACUCAGACAAAAACCUCCUGAAGGAAAAUGAUAUCAUUAAAUUUCCCAAACUUGCUGACACCUAUCAGAAGAUAGCAGAAGAAGGGCCAGAUGUUUUUUACAGCGGAUCUAUGGCCCAGAAUAUAGUGGAUGAUAUCCAGGCUGCAGGGGGGAUUAUAACACUUGAGGACCUAAAGGAAUACAAGCCUUUGUUGAAUGAGUCUCCACUGAAAUUAAGUGUGGGGGAGUACACCAUUUAUAUUUCUGAUGCUCCUUCCAGUGGACCUGUACUCGCUCUGAUUCUCAACAUAGUAGAUGGUUACAACUUCUCAGACAGCAGUGUGUCCACGGCAGAGAAGAAGACUUUGACAUAUCAUCGUAUUGUAGAGGCAUUUCGUUUUGCUUAUGCCAAGAGAAGUAAACUGGGAGACCCACGUUACCUCAACAUCACUGACCUCAUCCAAAACAUGACCUCAGACUACUUUGCAGACAAUAUUAGGAGUAAAAUCACAGAUGACACUACUCAUCCAGACAGCUACUACGAUCCUGAGUACUUUGUCCCUGAUAACCACGGCACGGCUCAUCUGUCAGUCAUCGCAGAGGAUGGGAGCGCGGUGGCAGCCACAAGCACCAUCAACCUUUAUUUUGGCUCAAAGGUGAUGUCACGCUCAACUGGCAUUAUCUUUAAUAACGAGAUGGAUGAUUUCAGCUCUCCUUACAUUACCAAUGGCUUUGGGGUUCCCCCUUCACCCAACAACUUCAUUAAGCCAGGUAAAAGACCUCUUUCGUCAAUGUGCCCCACGAUAAUAUUUGACAAACACCACAGAGUCAAAAUGGUAGUUGGGGCCUCAGGUGGGACGAAAAUCACCACUGCAACUGCUCUGGUGAUACUGAACUCACUGUUCUUUAACUAUGACUUGAAGAAAGCGGUUACAGAGCCUAGAGUCCACAACCAGCUCAACCCCAACAUGACAGUAGUGGAACAUAACUUUGAGCAGAGUGUUCUUGAUGGCUUGGCUCAGAAGAAUCACGUAACAGAGCUGGAGAGGACGAUAGGAGCAGUAGUCCAGGCCAUUGUGCGACAAGGGGACAAACUCUACGCCGAAUCCGACCCCAGGAAAGGUGGCUAUCCUGCGGGAUAUUGAACACCACUCCCUCUCCCUUUUUGAUUUUUGUGGACCUUCAGUCAUUGGUGACUCAAUCAAAUACCAAGAAAAUCGAGUAUACACAUUUUAAGGCAGUACACCACACAGUCCUAUGCACAAGGUUGCACAAAAACUCCCUGUUAACACUUCUUUUUGAUGGGAAAAUGCUUCAUUGGUAUCAACAGUGCCCGACUUUCAUACUGAAUGUUUAAUGAUAUUUCCAAGGUUGUUUAUUCAUCUUAUGUAUAGAGAAAGAGAAUAGAUUAUCAGUAUGUGGGGGUCCCUCGGUACCUUUUUCCAUUUUUUUUUUUUUUUUUUU